Sander lucioperca (pikeperch) is the source of this 3743-nucleotide messenger RNA. RefSeq names its product myosin binding protein Cb (gene mybpc2b). The record is from RefSeq and is a predicted model, not a curated record. NCBI's taxonomy places the organism in Eukaryota, Metazoa, Chordata, Actinopteri, Perciformes, Percidae. Gene Ontology annotation, molecular function: protein binding. The transcript has 32 exons. Bases 202 to 3621 code for a protein of 1139 amino acids.
ACACUCUCAGUCUGAGUGCCGCUCUUCUUGAACUCCUUAAGGGUGUCGUCAGUCUCUCCUGCGCUCCUCGUUCACUGGAGGGUGUGGGUGACUUAAGUGCCAGAAGAGCUUUGAAUAACAGAGAGAGAGGGGAGAAAUAAAAGGAAUAAGAACCCCAAGCCCUCAGUCUUACAGCAGCAAAGAGAAGACACAGGAAUAACCAUGCCUGAACCAGUCCCUGCAGAUAAACAGGAAGGGCAGGCCCAACAGGAGCCAACUGCAGAGGCGGAAGCGCAGCCAGAGAGAGAUGAUGCACCCCCCACAGAUGGAGCAGAUUCAGAAGCUGAUGGGGAUGAGCCAGGCAACACUGAGCUUACUGGGCUCUUCGUCGAGAAGCCACCAGAGAAUGUACUCGCUGUUGCAGGAGCGGAUGUCACUCUCAUAGCCAGGGUCGACUCCACCACCCUGACAAGAAAACCCACCAUGAAAUGGUUGAAGGGAAAGUGGAUGGACCUUGGAAGCAAGGCUGGGAAACAUAUGCAGUUCAAGGAAACUUAUGACAGGAAUACUAAGAUCUAUACUUAUGAAAUGAAGAUCAUCAAAGUGGUCGCUGGAGACGCUGGGGGCUACAGGUGCGAGGUAACGGCAAAAGACAAGUGUGACAGCUCCACCUUUGAGAUCUCUGUCGAAGCUGCACAGCAGGAGCAGCAGCAGGCAGAUAUUUUGUCUGCCUUCAAGAGAGAGGGUGCUGGCGAGGACGAGGGAGAGCUGGAUUUCAGCGCUUUGCUGAAAGCCACUAAGAAGAAGAAGAAAGUAAAAGAGGAACCAGAGAUCGACGUGUGGGAAUUGCUUAAGAAUGCCCAUCCAAGCGAGUAUGAGAAAAUCGCCUUUGAGUAUGGCAUCACUGACCUGAGGGGCAUGCUAAAACGUCUGAAAAAGAUGAAGGUCGUCGAGCCCAAGCAUAGUGAGGCUUUCCUGAAGAGGCUCGAGUCUUGCUACUCGGUGGAAAAGGGCAAGAAGAUUGUCCUGAGGUGUGAGGUGGUCGAUCCCAACACCCAGGUCAAAUGGUUGAAGAAUGGCCAGGAGAUCAAACCCUCAGCCAAGUAUAUCAUGGAGUCAAAUGGGAAUGUCAGAACACUUACCAUCAAUAAGACGAGCCUGGCUGAUGAUGCUGCCUAUGAGUGUGUGGUUGGCGAGGACAAGUGUUUCACAGAGGUGUUUGUCAAAGAGCCCCCUGUGACCAUCACCAAGCUGAUGGAUGACUAUCACGUUGUCGUUGGAGAGAGAGUGGAGUUUGAGGUUGAGGUGUCGGAAGAGGGCGCCAAUGUCAUGUGGUACUUUGAGGAUAUCGAGCUUCACAGAGACAAAGAAUCCACAAAGUAUCGCUUCAAGAAGGAUGGAAGGAAGCACACGCUUAUCAUCCAAGAGGCUACACUGGAUGACAUUGGAAUGUACCAUUGUUGGACAAAUGGGGGCCAUACCAAAGGAGAGCUGGAGGUGGAAGAAAAACAGCUGGAGGUGUUGCAGGACAUUGCUGAUCUGACAGUCAGGGCAACAGACCAGGCUAUGUUCAAGUGUGAGGUGUCUGAUGACAAGGUCACAGGAAAGUGGUUCAAAGACGGAGUGGAGGUCUUGCCAAGCGAACGCAUUAAAAUGACUCACAUUGGAAGGUUUCAUCGGCUGAUUAUUGAUGAUGUGAAGCCAGAGGAUGCGGGAGACUACACAUUUGUUCCUGAUGGAUACGCUCUGUCACUUUCUGCCAAACUCAACUUCUUGGAAAUUAAGAUCGACUAUGUGCCCAGACAAGAUCCUCCAAAGAUCCACCUGGACACCAGUGGAAACAUGGUCUCCCAAAAUACCAUCAUUGUGGUGGCAGGCAACAAGCUCCGUCUGGAUGUGGAGAUCACAGGAGAGCCAGCACCUACCUGUGUCUGGUCGAAAGGAGAUCAACCAAUUACAGGCACUGAAGGGCGCGUAAGGGUGGAGGCCAGGAAAGAUCUGAGCUGCUUCGUCAUAGAGGGGGCAGAGAGGGAGGAUGAGGGCAACUACACCAUCUGUGUUACCAACCCUGCCGGAGAGGACAAGGCUAUGCUGUUUGUGAAGAUUGUGGAUGUGCCUGACCCCCCUGAGAAUAUCAGAUGCACAUCCGUGGGAGAGGACUGCGCCAGCAUCGUUUGGGACACUCCCAAGUUUGAUGGCGGUGCACCACUCAAAGGUUAUCUCAUGGAGAGGAAGAAGAAAGGCUCCUCCAGAUGGACAAAACUCAACUUUGAUGUUUAUGAAUCAACUACAUAUGAGGCUAAGAGGAUGAUUGAAGGUGUUAUGUAUGAGAUGAGGGUGUUUGCCAUCAACAGCAUUGGCAUGUCUCCACCAAGUAUCACCUCCAAACCCUUCAUGCCAAUUGCCCCAACUAGUGAGCCAAUACGUCUGUCAGUGCAUGAUGUGACAGACAGCACAUGCAGCCUGAAGUGGCUCGCCCCAGAGAAGAUUGGAGCUGGGGGCCUGGAUGGCUAUGUUAUUGAAUACUGCAAGGAAGGAGACACUGAGUGGGUGGUGGCAAACCAGGAACUUUGUGAGAGGCAGGGAUUUGUGGUGCGUGGCCUUCCAGUGGGGGAAAAGAUCAACUUUAGGGUGGCGGCAGUAAACAUCGCUGGACGCAGUCCUCCAGCUUUGCUGGGACAAUCCGUCACCAUCCGUGAGAUCAUGGAGCAUCCUAAGAUCCGCCUCCCUCGCGAUCUGAGAACAAAGUACAUCAGGAAAGUAGGAGAAAAGAUCAACCUGACCAUCCCCUUCCAGGGUAAGCCUCGCCCUGUUGCGACCUGGUACAAGGAUGGUCAACCCCUUGACCCCCAGAUGGUCAGCGUCCGUAACUCAAACGUGGACACCAUUCUUUUCAUCCGCAAAGCAGAGAGAGAGCACUCUGGAACAUAUGAGCUGGUGCUAAAGAUCGAGAACAUGGAGGACAGAGCAACCAUCGUCAUCAGGAUUGUUGAUAAACCUGGCCCUCCUCUGAAGGUGAAGGUGACAGAGGUCUGGGGCUUCAAUGCAGCACUGGAGUGGGCCCCCCCCAAGGACGACGGCAACUGUGACAUCACUGGAUACACCGUCCAGAAGGCAGACUUGAAGACUAAGGAAUGGUUCACUGUUUACGACCACAACAGACGGACAAGCUGCACAGCUUCCGAUCUGAUCAUAGGCAAUGAAUACAUGUUCCGCGUCUUCAGUGAAAACAUCUGUGGCCUGAGCGAGGAGGCGUGUGUAAGCAAGAACACAGCUGUCAUCGCCAAGACAGGCCUGGAGAUCAAAUCAAACCCCUACAAGGAGAAAGACAUGUCCUGUGUGCCCAAGUUUACUCAGCCACUGAUUGACAGAUCUGCAGUGGCCGGUUACAGCACCGCCAUCAGCUGUGCCGUCAGAGGCUUCCCCAAGCCUAAGAUCGUUUGGAUGAAGAACAGGAUGAUCAUCGGUCAGGAUCCCAAGUUCUUGAUGCAGAACAACCAGGGAGUGCUGACCCUCAAUAUUCGCAAGCCAGGCACCUUUGACUCAGGCAAAUACUCCUGCAUGGCUGUCAAUGAUCUGGGCCAAGACGAAGUGGAGUGCAAGCUGGACAUCCGAAUUGCCGCAGACCCAGAGAAGAAGUGAGAAACCGAACAGCAAGGAAUGUGAAAUGAUAUGAACCAAACAGUGAAUGUCAGUAUUUAGAGUACACUGUCACAGAGUGAAUAAAAUAAAAUGUAGUGAUGCCUGCUAUAAAUAACGGUUUA